Messenger RNA from Homarus americanus (American lobster), 2436 nucleotides. RefSeq lists its product as uncharacterized. The record is from RefSeq and is a predicted model, not a curated record. The transcript is spliced from 4 exons. The coding region runs from base 38 to 610 and encodes 190 amino acids. NCBI's taxonomy places the organism in Eukaryota, Metazoa, Arthropoda, Malacostraca, Decapoda, Nephropidae.
UCCCUCAUCCGAAUCUCCGACUUAACACACUACGGAGAUGACGAGAACACGCCGCAAGUUACCCCUAAUAUUAUGCUGUUUGAUAGUGAUAUUCUUGUUUGUGAAGAAGGGCAAGCAACUACAACAAUACGAGCAUUUCAUCCCCAAUCAAGAACCGAAGGCUGUGUGGGAUGUACUGGCGGACUUCAGUAAUAUGCCUCAUUUGAAUACAAGAAUACAGAAGUGGGAGCUACUAGACGAGUCAGGGAACUACGACAGCUGGAGGUAUCGCGUUAUCACCUAUGAGGACAUGAUCGGUGGGUUUAUCUUCGGCCUCAACGAGAACCACGGCGAGGUGUUGGUUGAGCCCGUCUCCCCCCCUGACCACUAUUACCACCAAGAGGUCUACACCACCAAGAGUCUCUAUGGCUUGAUUAUAAUCAAGAACUAUGGUAAGAUGCACUUACGUCGGGCGACUGAGGAAGGCGUGACGGGGACACUAGCGAAGCAGGAGGUGUUCAGUGAUUGUCCUCUCCUCUUCCACUACCUGUGUGACGUGGAGAUGAGGCUGGGCAGGGAAGAGUUCUUUAAAAACUUGGCCAAUUGGUUCUCUAAAGAGCAGCAGCACUGAUGGUAUUCUCGAGGCGAUGUGUUCCCUAGUUCUUAAGUGGCAAAGACUGUGAUCAAGUGAUUUGUUUUUGCAGGAUAAGGAAAGGUAUUUUUUUUACUAAGUUCGUAGAUAGUUUUGAACAAGAUCUGGGAAAAGUGAAGGUAGUUUUGACCAAUUUUUUUUUACCAAGUUUGUAGAUAGUUUUGACCAAGAUCUGGGAUAUGUAAAGAUAGUUUUGACCAAGUUUGUAGAAAGUUUUGACUAAGUUCGCUAGACAAGUGAAGGCAGUUUGCGUAAGUACAGUAACGAUAGUUUUGACCAAGUUGAUAAAGGAAAAUAUACCAAGAUUUAUGGACCAGUAAGCAGUUUUAAGGAACAUAUAUGAAUAAACAACAUCAACAGAGCCAUAGGUAAACAGUUCCUUUAAACAGAGGCACGUUUUGUGUUUUUUUUUCACAAGUAGCAGUAGUCAUUUUUGUUUGUGUUUAAGUAACAGCUAUUUUCACCGUGUUUACUACUUAUAAGAGGGAAAGUAGCGUAGUUUUAGACUAUUUUUAUAGGACACUACCAAUGUUUACAUAAGCUGGGAUUAGUGAAUUACUUUUUUAAGCCGUUUAUGUUAUAAUUUAGCAACAUAAUCGCGAUACAGUACGUUAUUAGUGGGACAGUUGGUUACGAAAUAAAUACAACAGUAUUUCCUUUUUGCGUCGGUGAUACUAUUUAGUGCAAGAGGAAAAUAAACUGAAUAAACAAAGCGAUGGGUGUAGCUCUGUAGCCUGAUAUUGUUUAAGGCAGUCAGUGCUCAAGCUCGUAUUUCCUUAGGUUCCAUGAGCCAAGUGUGUUUUGCUUCGUUGAUCCGUGUUAAGAGCCUCAGCUUUACUACACAACAGAAGUUAUCGGAAUUAAUUUGUCAUUCAUCUAUAUAUGUAUUUCUGUGCUUCAACAACUAGGUAGGUACCAUUUGUAGCUCUGAUGUUGUGCAGAAUUACUAUGGUGGACUGUUGUGUCUAUGGCAAGUUGUACCACAGAGCAAUCAAUGUCUCGAUUGAUGCGUGUUUCUCCACAGCUCAAUCUUUGUUAGGGUUUUUGUGCAUACAGGCUAUAUUAUCGUAGUUUGCUUCACCUUUUAGCAACUUGUUACUUUAGGUCUGUAACGCGACACUGAACAGCUGGAGAUCGUCGUGUUAUGGCGACCGUGUGACGGCACUUGAUGAAUUACAGGAAUGAGAAGGUAAAAGAUGCAUUCACGUGCAUUGUGAUGUAACGACUCAUUCAUACAUUAAAGUUUUACCUUUAAUGGAAGAUAAAAGCCAUAGAAAACAACCAAUCGGACGUCGAAAGUGCUCUGAGACUACAUAACCGCCUGUCUCGGCCCGCAUUGUGAGUUAAAAGAUGUUAUAAAUCUUAUUUUACCGUUUAUUAACUCAAGCGUUCUGUACAGCUAUUGUGUUCUAUUAAGUUCUCUAUAACGACUGACUGACCCACAGAGAAGAUAUUUUCCUCCUCACUCGCUCAUACAACGCUACGAGGCUAUGACCACUUCUACGUUGUUAUAUCAGCUUAAGGAUAUAUGAACUUUUAGUGUGCACAGUUUUGAGGACAAGUAAUGUAGUUUUAAGAGCCAAGAUAAUAUUCUUUGUUCUGUUUUAUAUGAUUUGGAAAAAUGAAUUCAUCCGUCUUAUUGUUUUAACUCAAGAGGGCACAGAAACAUAAAAGUCUUUAUUGUACACUUUUUGACGACCAGUGAUAAACUGUUUUGAUAAAAUAGUAAUAUUUUUUAUACAUUAAGAACACUAAAACUCAAAUUGAUAUAAAUUUGUAUGAUAGUUAAUAAAUAUACAGUUUGU